Chaetomium fimeti is the source of this 1629-nucleotide messenger RNA. RefSeq names its product P-loop containing nucleoside triphosphate hydrolase protein. Gene Ontology annotation, cellular component: cytoskeleton; cell projection; cytoplasmic vesicle. Lineage: Eukaryota; Fungi; Ascomycota; Sordariomycetes; Sordariales; Chaetomiaceae. The coding region runs from base 1 to 1629 and encodes 542 amino acids. The transcript is spliced from 7 exons. The record is from RefSeq and is a predicted model, not a curated record. Gene Ontology annotation, molecular function: GTP binding; GTPase activity; protein kinase binding. Gene Ontology annotation, biological process: regulation of cell shape; regulation of actin cytoskeleton organization; cortical cytoskeleton organization.
AUGGCGGGAGGGCGGCCCCAGCCGGGCAGCCUCCUGCGUCGGAUGGGGACGCCGAGCGCUUUGGAGACCGUCCCCGCCCCCGCCAACGUCGCUGCCGCCGGUGCCAACGGGCACCGCGCUUUCGAAUUCACCUUCGAAAGCGCGGUGAGGCCCGGCACCAUGGCCCCGCCGCCCACCCCCGUCGGCUCCGACGACGGAGCACCCAUGGCCGCCCUCGUCUCUCCCGCUCGCCCGCCCGCCGUUCGCCCUCCCGCCGCCGCCACCACCUACACCACCAUCCCCGCUUGCUGGCCCCUAGCCAGACCCGUCCUCGGCGGCGGUGGCCUUUACGGCCAGGCGUACCACGUUGGGCAGGGAAACCUGCGCUUCGAGACGUCGCCGAGGAUGGAGGACUGGCUGGGGAGGCUCGAGGCGUUCUCGUUCGGGCGCCAAGAGGAGGAGGAGGAGGAGGAGGAGAAGGAGACCGUUUCCGCCGCUGCACAAGGCGGCAGUACCGUGGGUGAGGGCACCGCCCUCGAUACCGAAGAGAGUGUCCGGGCCGGCGAAAAGCGCAGCGCCCCACCCCCCACCACCAACCCCGACGACGACGACGACGAGACCAACGAGCCCGCCCCCAAGCGGAGCCGCAUCAGCACUGCCUUCCAGCGCACCUUCUCGCGCCUGAGCAGCCGGGCCUGGCCCACCACCACCACUACCACCAGCACCACCCCCCUCCCUUCCUCCCCCCUCGUCCCGGCCUCCUCCGCCUACGCCCGCCCCGCCACCGCCGCCACCAUCCACCCCGCAGGCCGCACCAACCCCCUUCCCCCGUUUGCGUCUGCUUUCGCCCCCGGUUUUGGUUACGCCCCCGGCUCUGCCUCCCGUUCGCCGCCUCCUCCCAGCCUCCGUCCCGGCCCCGGUCGGGUGUUUAGUCCGUUCUCUCUGCUCUCAAGAGUGGGUUCGGCUGUGCCGAGUGAGGCGGCCCCACGCACGGUUAAGGUUUGUUUGGUGGGAGAUGUGGGGGCAGGGAAGACGGCGUUGUUUAAUCGGCUGGUGGGAAACGUUUUCGUCUCGAACCCGACCUCUCUCGUCCCGGACUUCAAGUCCGUCAUCGUCCAAGCCGAGGACCGUUCCUCCAUCAACGUCGAGCUGUGGGACUUCCCGGGCAUUGUUGCCAGCGGUGCGCGCCCCGGCCCGCUCCUUUCGACCUUCUUCCACGCCGCGGUCGUUUGUUUCAGCCUCGAGGACAAGGACAACCUGCGGAACAUCGCCGACGUGUGGAAGCCCAAGCUCGAUGCCUGCCUCCACGACCAGCACGUCUUCGUGCUUGGUCUCAAGCGCGACCUCCGCCCGGCCUACCCCACGCUGGACCUCUCCUUCCUACCGACCGCGGAGCGGGCCACGGCCGAGAUGGGCCAGCAAGCAGCGGGGGCGAUCAACGCCAGCGGCUACGGCGAGUGCUCCGCCCUAACCAACGACAACAUCCAAGGCGUGUGGGAGGGCAUGAUAAACCACGUCAUCACCAACCUCGACGAACGUGAGAAAUCCAAUAGGACUGGCCGCAAGCGCGGGCGCGCCAAGACAGCCGUCACCGGAUUCCUCGACAAGUGCGGCAUGAACCGGUUCGGCAAGGACAGGGAGCGCGAGUGA